UUCCAUAUCCUCCUCGUGUUUAUCUACCCCGCCAUUUCUUUCCAUCCAGUCCUGCCUCCGGCGUGCUUUGCUAAUUUGCUUUCUCUCAGUCGGAGACUGCAGCAGGGACAGAGAGAAGAAAGCACAGUGAGACCUUCUCGAAGAAUGGGUUUCAUUCUUUGCCAUUAUCUCCUCUUUCUUCUUCUUCUACUACUUCUAUCAUUUUGUCACCUUGAAGUUGUUCGUGGAAAUGCGGAGCUGGAGGCGCUGAUGGAAGUGAAGGCUGCUCUCGACCCAGAAGGACGAUUCCUCUCUUCAUGGGCAGUCGGAGAAGCACCAUGCGCGGGGACCUUUGUUGGUGUGGCGUGCAACGAGCGCGGACAAGUGGCGAAUAUUUCGCUGCAGGGGAAAGGGCUCUCGGGCUCUAUCUCUCCGGCGGUGGCGAGGCUUAAGAGCCUCUCGGGUCUCUAUCUCCACUACAAUGCUAUUUCAGGGAGUGUACCUAAAGAGAUCUCGAGUCUCACGCAACUUUCUGAUCUUUACCUUAACGUUAACAAUCUGUCCGGGAACAUUCCUGAGGAAAUCGGUGGCAUGAUCAACCUCCAAGUUUUGCAGUUGGGCUAUAACCAACUGACAGGUAGUAUACCAAUACAGCUAGGUCUUUUGAAAAAGCUUACAGUUAUCUCCUUGCAAUAUAAUCGCUUAAAUGGAGCAAUUCCAGCAAGCUUAGGGGAUUUAGCUCAGUUAAGUUGGAUGGACUUGAGCUUUAACCAGCUGUUUGGUUCGAUCCCAGUAAAGCUAUCCCAAAUAUCUCAGCUUUAUGUACUAGACCUUCGGAACAACUCCCUCUCAGGCAAUGUACCCUCAGAGCUGAAGAUAUUAAAUGAGCGAUUCAAGUAUGCGAAUAAUAGCGAUUUAUGUGGAGCUGGUUUUCCUUCGCUGAGGCUUUGCACUGCUGCUGAUAUCCUUAACCCCAAGAGAACUGAUGAGCCUUAUGGGCCUCAUUCUCCACAAGACAUUCCCCUUUCAGCUAAUAUCACCUCAGAAUGCAAUGGAAGCCUUUGCUCGAAAUCUUCUGAAUCCCCAAUAACUGCUUCUGUUAUUGGAGUAAUUGUCAUUCUUGUUACAGGGACUACACUAGGCCUCUUAGCCUUCACCAGCUGGUACCUUAAGCGGAGACAAAUUAACAAUAGUGGUUUACUACAAGGUUUUGAGUUAAAGAUUAACCAUGGCCAUCCGAAUGAAAUAUACCGGAGGCGUGCUUCCCCGCUUGCCAGCCUUGAGUAUUCCACUGGUUGGGAUCCUCUUGCUGAAGGCAGGUGUGGUGUUGGGUUCUCGAAGGAAGUUUCACAAGAUUUCAUAUUCAAUUUGGAGGAGAUUGAAUGUGCAACACAGUAUUUUUCGGAGGCCAAUUUGAUCAAAAAGAGUAAUUUUUCUGCAACUUAUAGAGGUCUCCUGCGAGAUGGAGCCAUGGUUGCGGUGAAGAGCAUUAGCAAGACUAGCUGCAAAUCUGAAGAAGCUGAAUUCUUGAAAGGUUUGAAGAUAUUGACAAAGCUGCAGCACGAGAAUCUUCUCCGUUUGAGGGGCUUUUGCUGCUCAAGAGCAAGAGGGGAGUGUUUCCUUGUUUAUGACUUCAUAUCCAAUGGAAAACUAUCACAGUACCUGGAUGUGAAGAGUGAAGAAAAUGGCUGGUUUCUUGACUGGCCAUCAAGAGUCACCAUUAUCAGAGGGAUUGCUAAAGGUAUUGAGUAUCUACACAGCAGCAGCGCAAAGGCAAACAAAUCCUCAAUGGUCCACCAAAACAUCUCAGCUGAUAAAAUUCUACUGGAUAACAAUUUCAAUCCUUACGUGACCGGCUGCGGCUUGUACAAACUACUUGCGGAUGAUGUCGUAUUCUCCACUCUCAAAGCUAAUGCUGCAAUGGGAUAUUUGGCACCGGAGUACACUGCAGAGGGCAGAUUAACAGAAAAGAGUGAUAUUUAUGCCUUUGGGAUGAUUGUGUUUCAAAUCCUCAUGGGAAAGAAGAGAGUUUCUCACUUAAAAUUUGUAGCUGAAGAUGAUACCAUUAAAGACAUCAUUGAUGAAAAGCUUAGAGGCAACUUCUCAAAACCAGAAGCAUCAAAGCUUGCUGAUAUUGCAUUGCUUUGCACAAGCGAUGUUCCAAGCCAAAGACCAACUAUGGAGACUGUCCUCAAAGAACUCACUUUUGCCAUGGGAUAGUUACUGUUUUACAGUCUUACUGACCAUUGACUCUGAAGCCAUGGUAUAUUGGUGGUCCUUCCAUUACAUUGGGAUUUGGGGCUUGUAUUGUAUUUUCAUGUCGCUUUUAGAACUUGACAUUUUCUGGAAGACAAGAAGCAGCAGCAUGUGAUUUCUUGGCUAUUGAUUGAAGAGAAAGAUGGCAAUAUUCUGCAGUAAAUUCCCUGUUGUUUUCAUUGAAAGUUGCCUUCAUAGAGGAAGAGCCAAAUACCAUGUGAUACUUCAUGCCUGUGUUUUCUUUUUGUUUGUUUCGCUGGUUUUUUUGUUUUUUCAAGUUUUUUGUGGUUGCUGGCAAAUAAUCAGUGCGCGGCAGUGACCCCCUCUGGGUUCCUGGCUGUAGAAGCACUAAGUACAUGCCAUGGAUUGUUAAGGGAGGGCGCGGUUUUAUCUAAAAACAAUUUUAUUUGAGUUCA
Molecule: messenger RNA, 2651 nt
Organism: Dendrobium catenatum
Lineage: Eukaryota; Viridiplantae; Streptophyta; Magnoliopsida; Asparagales; Orchidaceae
Product: LRR receptor kinase SERK2
Exons: 4
Coding region: 145-2199 (684 amino acids)
Biological process (GO): protein phosphorylation
Cellular component (GO): membrane
Molecular function (GO): protein kinase activity; protein binding; ATP binding
Source: RefSeq, a predicted model, not a curated record